This is a messenger RNA of Volvox carteri f. nagariensis, 1287 nucleotides long. RefSeq lists its product as uncharacterized. NCBI's taxonomy places the organism in Eukaryota, Viridiplantae, Chlorophyta, Chlorophyceae, Chlamydomonadales, Volvocaceae. The transcript has 9 exons. Gene Ontology annotation, molecular function: FAD binding. The coding region runs from base 1 to 1287 and encodes 428 amino acids. The record is from RefSeq and is a predicted model, not a curated record.
AUGGGUGGGCAGCAGUUAAGCAUGGGUCGCACUUCUCCACCUCGACAAGUGGAUAUUGCCAUCAUAGGUGGAGGUCUAGGUGGCCUCGCUUUAGCCGUAGGCCUGCACCGCCGCGGCCUGGCCGCCCACGUGUUCGAGGCAUCAUCAGAGCUGCGCAAGGAGACCAGCACCAUGGUCGGCCUGGGACCCAACGCGCUGGCGGCCCUGGGCGACUUGCACCCCGACCUGCCGGAGCAGAUCAGGCAACGUGGGGUGUUGAACAACAACGUCAAGACCAUGAACUUCCCCGAUGGGGCGGAUAAUCCAAUAAUCAACGUUCGGCCCGGCGGUGGCGGGGAGCUGUGCACCAUUCGUUGGGCCCAGGUCCAUGAGGCAUUGGCCCAGGUCGUGCCGCCAGAAUUCGUACACUGCAAUCACGCGGCCACGGGGUACGACGAAAUCUGGGACGAGCAGGGGAUGGAUAACGGUACGGACGUAGACGAGUCAGCAACCGCAACAACGGCAAUGGCGUCCUCGACAUCAGCUGUCAGGCCAGCUCACCGUGCUGUCGUACACUUCCGAGACCAACCCAGCGUAACGGCCAAGCUGGUGGUGGGAGCUGACGGAGUGUUUUCACCCAUUCGAGCUGCCAUGUACCCCAACGACCCUGGCCCGCGCUACCUGGGCCACAUGAACUGGAACUGCCUGAUCUACAACCCCGGGGGCAACACAGUGGCACACGCACAUGAACCAGGUCAACUGUGUAUCGCCAACAACGGUUUGUUGGGAGCCGGGUUGAUCGUCCCCUCGCUCUUCGCCAUCGUCUGUGAUGCGGGUGGCGGUUACACCUUCUGGCAGCCGCCGCCAAGGGAGGCAAACGGCACAGGUGCUGCUGGUGCUGCUACUGGCGGUGCCCCCAACGGUGACAGCGAUGCAAGUGGCAGCGGUGGCGCCCGACGUGGUCGUGGCGGGCAGGGUGUUCCUGGCAGCAAGGCGCGAGUCAUUGAGCGACUCCAGUCCGCCGGUUGGCACUGGUGGUUGCCCCUGGUGGAGGCCACUCCGGAGUCGGCCAUAUUCGAGAGGGCGCUGUACGACAGGGUGCCUCUGGAGCGUUGGGCCAGUUCCGGAAGAAGGGUCGUGCUGCUGGGGGAUGCAGCACACGCGAUGCACCCGAUGGCUGGACAGGGAGCCCGAUCGGCAUUUGAGGACGCCCAUCAGCUGACGCUGGCUUUGGAUGCCUUAUGGCCCGAUGUGCCCACCGCCCUGGAGCGAUACCAGCAGGCACGCAUCUACAGGCACGUGCUCUAA